UAAUCGUAAUCUGCUGUAACUCAUCACCAGCGAGGGAGAAUAAAUAAACAAGCAUGUUUACUUUUCAUGAUAUAGCAAAAGCAAAGCGCAUCUUCGGUAUGUUUGUAGAUGAGAUUUAAAUUCGGACCACAUCGGCUGUUGGAUAUAAAAUAACGUUUUAGGAAAGGAAAUGGCGUCCAAUAUCAAAGAUAAAGAAGCUUUUCAGAGAUUGAACUUCCUCUAUCAAGCUGCACAUUGUGUAUUGGCCCAAAAUCCGGAGAACACUGAACUGGCCCGAUUUUACUGCUUCACCCAGAAGACCAUAGCCAAACGCCUGGUCCUGAGGCAAGAUCCCUCUGUGAAAAGGACCAUGUGUAGGAAAUGUUGUGCUUUACUAAUAUCCGGAGUUACAUCAACUGUCAGACAGAGAAAAGGUUCUCAAAAACAGCGUACAACUCUAAUACGAUGUCUCAGCUGUGGGCAAACUAAAAAGUUUCCUAACAACCCAAAACAUCAGUUGUGGGUGGACCAACCAGAGGCUCAGUUAGAGAAUCAGACUCAGCCAGAAGCCAAUCCAUCGUCCAAAGAUCUGACCAAGAAAGUUAACCCUGAUAAAUCGAAUACAGUGGAUUCAGUGAAGCAGGAUGCAGUCUCUUAAGUUCAACCUCUGAACUCCUUUAUUCUCUCACUACAAACCGCAGCAUUGGAAGUUUGCUGCUGUGAUAUUUAGGUUAGGUGAAAAAUACAGCAGAACAGUAUUAUUACAGUACAACCUGAUGCUUAGUUAAAUAUACAUUUUAGACAGCAACAAAUGCUUGCGUUGGAAGAUUCAUGUAAUACACAGUGUACUGUAAGCUCUGUUACACAAGAAACAACAUACUUAAUCUAUUUAUUUAGGAUUUAUACCUUUUUUCUUUAGCCUUAAAAUGUGCAUGAAGCAUGAUGUUAUUAUGUAAAGUUUGACAUUAAAAUGCAAAUUAUUCAAUAGAUAUAAAUUGCAAUUAAAACUUUGUGGUUUCACUCAAAAA
This is a messenger RNA of Tachysurus fulvidraco (yellow catfish), 1007 nucleotides long. RefSeq names its product ribonuclease P 21 subunit (gene rpp21). The record is from RefSeq and is a predicted model, not a curated record. Gene Ontology annotation, biological process: tRNA processing. Bases 170 to 637 code for a protein of 155 amino acids. Gene Ontology annotation, cellular component: nucleolar ribonuclease P complex. Lineage: Eukaryota; Metazoa; Chordata; Actinopteri; Siluriformes; Bagridae. The transcript has 5 exons.